AUGACUAGCACACCUGCAAUUUAUGCAGGUUUUCGCACCAAGUUGGACGAAGAUGAGUACGUCGAAUUCAAGAUGCACCUGAAGAAUGCCUCUUAUGAGAUACCAAAGAGAACCGAAGGAGAUGUCAUUAUACGCCAAACGCAACCGUUGAGCCAGACCAUUUGUGCAUUUCUAAAUACGGACGGUGGUCGUCUAUAUAUUGGUAUUGAUGAUACCGGAAUGGUUCGUGGAGUCCCUCUGAACAACGACAUGAAAGAUCACUAUUUGGCAUCACUAAGCGAGUGCCUAUACCAUUUUGUCCCACCUGUUCCACCUGAGCUCAUUCAAGUGGGCUUCAUAAGAGUGCAUGAAAUAGGACGUCCUGAAAAAUGCCCAGAUCCUGAUUGGCCCACUGAGAAACCCGAUGACUACUAUGGUGCUUUCGCUGAGGAUGUAAAAUAUGUG
Molecule: messenger RNA, 444 nt
Organism: Ostertagia ostertagi
Lineage: Eukaryota; Metazoa; Nematoda; Chromadorea; Rhabditida; Trichostrongylidae
Source: the annotation of a GenBank genome assembly